This is a messenger RNA of Oreochromis aureus, 3026 nucleotides long. RefSeq names its product hydroperoxide isomerase ALOXE3-like. The transcript has 15 exons. The coding region runs from base 162 to 2174 and encodes 670 amino acids. The record is from RefSeq and is a predicted model, not a curated record. Gene Ontology annotation, molecular function: oxidoreductase activity, acting on single donors with incorporation of molecular oxygen, incorporation of two atoms of oxygen; iron ion binding; protein binding. NCBI's taxonomy places the organism in Eukaryota, Metazoa, Chordata, Actinopteri, Cichliformes, Cichlidae. Gene Ontology annotation, biological process: linoleic acid metabolic process; lipid oxidation.
GUCAUUAUUUGCACAAAUUUAUCUAGCAUUGAUGCAACUGACUGGACACUCCCACUAAUUUGUGUGAAUAAAAAGAAAAAUUGUGGGGGCAACUUCUGACAGAGUAGUUUCUCUAACCUAACUUCUUCAUCUCAAGGAUCUGACCACAUUCAAGAGGAAAAAUGGUGCGGUAUAAAGUGACUGUAUUCACUGGUGAUUGCCUUAAUUCCACUACUCUUAACAAUGUCUUCAUUAAGCUGGUGGGCACAGAUGGGGAGAGUGAUCGCAAGUGGCUCGUGGGCUUGAAAGGGGCUUCAUCCUUCGUCAGAGGAGCCGUAUCAAAGUUUAAGGUGUUCUGCUCCACUUCCCUUGGAAAUCUUGUGCUGAUAGAGUUAGACAAAAAGUCUCUCCCACUGUUCCUGGAGGACGCUUGGUUUUGUGCCAAGGUGGAAGUGAAAUCCCCUGAAGGAGACAUCUACAGCUUUCCCAUCUACCGCUGGAUCACCGAUACAAAGGUGCACCGCUUCAGGGAUGGAAAAGCUCUGAGAGUCUUUGAAGACAACCAUCAUCUUGGCAGGUACAGUCGGCAGCAGGAGAUUCAGCAGCGAGAGGAAGACUAUCGCUGGGAUGCAUAUGCAGAGGGAAUACCUCACUCCAUGAAGGCAGAAAACCCAUCGUCACUCCCGUAUGAGGUUCAGUUCUCCUUCACCAAAACUACAGAGUUUCUCUACACUGCUUCCACAGGACUGACUGAGCUGAAGCUGAAGGGACUGGAUAACUGUAAGAAGAAGUGGGAUAAUAUUGACAGCAUCAAUCGAGUGUUUUGCUGCAAAAAGACUGAAAUAUCAGAAUAUGUUCAGGAACACUGGAAAGAGGAUGCAUUCUUUGGCUACCAGUUUCUAAAUGGUGUCAACCCCAUUUUGAUCCAGUGUUGUACAGCCCUGCCCAGUAACUUCCCUGUCACUGAUGACAUGGUCUUUCCCCAUGGCCAGUGCAGCCUGGCAGAUGAAAUGAAGAAAGGGAACAUAUUCCUGUGUGACUACAAGCGUCUGGAUGGGGUGAAAACAAACACCAUCAAUGGGAAGAAGCAGUACUUGAUGGCUCCUCUCGUCCUGCUCCACAAAGCUCCUGAUGAUAAGCUAAUGCCGAUUGCCAUUCAGCUGAAGCAGAAUCCGUCAGAUGACAAUCCAAUCUUUCUUCCUACUGAUUCUGAAUACGACUGGUUGAUCGCCAAGACUUUUGUGAGAAGUGCAGAUUUCAAUCACCAUCAGCUCAACGCUCACCUGCUGCGCACACAUUUGCUGGCUGAGGUUUUUGCAGUGUCACUGCUGCGCAACGUGCCCAUGGUGCAUCCUCUGUACAAGCUCCUCAAACCUCACACACGCUACACUCUGCAGAUCAACUUCUUAGCUCGACGCCUUCUAAUUUCUGACACUGGCGCUUUCACUCAGUUUGCAGGGUCAGGUGGAGAGGGCAUGUUUACGAUCCUGCAGAGGUCAGUGUCCUCAUUAACCUACAGCUCCCUCUGUAUGCCAGAUGACAUUGCUGAACGUGGCCUAGAGGCUGUGCCAAACUUCUUCUACAGGGAUGAUGGCCUAAAGGUUUGGGAUAUCAUCCACAGGUUUGUUCAGGGAAUGCUCAGCUACUACUACAAGAGUGACAGCGAGGUCCAGGAGGACUCUGAACUUCAGAAGUGGAUUUUGGACAUUUUUGAACACGGGUUCCUUUCUCAAGCAGAAACAGGAAUUCCUCAGAGAUUUACCCGUGUGACUGAGUUGGUGAAGUUUGUCACCAUGGUGAUCUUCGCCUGCUCAGCCCAGCAUGCAGCUGUGAACAGUGGACAGUAUGACUAUGGUGGCUGGAUGCCCAACACUCCCAUCUCCCUGCAACUCCCGCCACCGACCACAAAGGGGACGACAAGCGAGGCCACGAUGUUGGCGACCUUCCCUGACGUCAAUGUAACAGUUCAGGGCAUGGCCACCAUGUGGCUGCUCAGCAAGCAGUCCAGUGACUUUGUUCCCCUUGGCCAGUACCCAGAGGACCAUUUUACUGAGGAGAUUCCCCGCAAGAUAUUAAAGGAUUUUCAGAUGGAGCUUGAAGAUUUAAGUUUAGUCAUCAGAGCCAGAAACAAGCGUUUAGAAGUGCCAUACACCUACAUGGAUCCAGCACAGGUAGAAAACAGCGUGGCCAUUUGAAUAUUAGAAGACUCAGCUGUGAGAUAAAAUUCAGCUCCCUCCUCAAAUAAAAGCAGCCAAAGAAAGUUCGGACUUAUACUGAUGAAAUAGCUGAAAUAGAACUUAAUGCUUCUAAUUAUUGUAUGCUGAUUUGUGAAUUUUAUCCAUCUGCUGUGAUCUGUUGUAGAGUAGAAGCUUAAAACCUCUUCUGAUUUUCAGAAGUGGUUUGAAAAUCAAUGUCCCAAAGUGUCCCAUCCUUUCAAAAACACGUCAAAGAAAACUGAUAUUAUUGUGAACAAAUCAUGACCCUUUUUAGUGAUUGAAUUUUGUUAAAGUCUGUCUUAAAGAAGUUUCAACCUCUGAGCCAGUGUUUGAAAACAUUUACCAAAUUUUGUUUUUAUUUUAAUUUUUUUUAGCUAAACCCCCCCCGCUGCAUUUCUCCCAUAUAGACACUUAUUUAAUUUAAGAAAUAUGUCUCUCUUCUGUCUUGAAUGCAUGUGUAUGUUUGAGGGCAUGGUCUGUUUACCUCAGAGUUGAUCAAUCUGUGUUUGUCUGUCUCCCUGUAAAAUGCUCACCUGCCAAAGCUCAACUCAUUAACCUCACCUGUUCCUCAUCUGGUUAUCAAGCUGCUUCUUAAGGCUAAAGUAAAUACUCAGCCAUCAUUCGAUUGUGCUCUGCCCUCUGGCCCUUAGUUUAUUUUUGGUAGCUAAGCUCUGUUUCUGUGAAGACCUCUCACUGUAUUUGGAUUUCCUUCGAGUUUAUGUGACAGUGUGUGUGUGUGUGUGUGUGUGUGUGUGUGUGUGUGUGUGUGUGUGUGUGUGUGUGUGUGUGUGUGUGUGUGUGUGUGUGUGUGUGUGUGUGUGUGUGUGUGUG